UUUAGGGUUAUGGUCGACUGUUGUAAAUGGCCAGCUUAGCUCAACAUAUUACAGUACGUCGUGUCCAUAUCUGUUGUCAAUUGUUAGAUCUGCAGUGAGACAGGCUAUCGCCAACGAGAGACGGAUGGGGGCGUCGCUUCUGCGUCUUCACUUCCAUGACUGUUUCGUUAACGGCUGCGAUGGGUCUAUUCUAUUAGACGAUUCGUCAACUUUAACAGGAGAAAAGACUGCAGUACCCAAUGCUAAUUCAGCCAGAGGAUUCGAUGUGAUAGACACCAUUAAGACCAACGUGGAGGCUGUUUGCAGUGGAGUUGUGUCUUGUUCCGACAUUUUGGCCAUUGCUGCUCGUGAUUCGGUUGUCGAACUUGGAGGGCCAUCCUGGACAGUGCAGCUAGGAAGAAGAGACUCCACAACUGCAAGCCUUAGCGGUGCAAAUAGCAAAAUUCCUGCACCCACAUCAAACCUUAGCGCGCUUAUCUCAGCUUUUAGCGCUCAGGGUCUUUCUGCCAAGGACAUGAUUGUGCUCUCUGGUGCCCAUACUAUUGGUCAAGCUCGCUGCACUAAUUUCAGAGAUCACAUCUACAAUGAAUCCAACAUAGAAACUACGUUGGCAACUUAUCUGAAAUCAAAUUGCCCAAGCAGCAGUGGCGACGAUAACCUUUCUUCUUUAGAUAUUAAUACUCCUACAACAUUUGACAACUACUAUUAUAAAACUCUGUUGAGCAAGAGAGGACUUUUACACUCGGAUCAGGAGCUUUAUAAUGGAGGAUCUGCUGAUUCUCAGGUGAUUACCUACAGUACCUAUCAGUACACGUUCUUCAGCGACUUUGCAUCUUCCAUGGUUAAAUUGGGAAAUAUCAGUCCUCUAACAGGCAGUGAUGGAGAGAUCCGAAAUAAUUGCAGGAAGCCCAAUUAGAUUUGGUAAUUUUAGACUAUAUUUCUUGCAGUAUUUACGUUUUGACUGUAAUAA
Molecule: messenger RNA, 970 nt
Organism: Cryptomeria japonica (Japanese cedar)
Lineage: Eukaryota; Viridiplantae; Streptophyta; Pinopsida; Cupressales; Cupressaceae
Product: peroxidase 4-like
Exons: 4
Coding region: 125-916 (263 amino acids)
Biological process (GO): hydrogen peroxide catabolic process; response to oxidative stress
Molecular function (GO): peroxidase activity; heme binding
Source: RefSeq, a predicted model, not a curated record